AUAAAACAUAUAAGAAAAGAAGAAUUCAAGAAAUUGUAGAGAAAAGAUCGAAAACUUCAGAAAAUUCAUAAAAACAGUGGUGUAUUAUCGUCGAAAUGGCGGCAAUUCCGGAUAAAUCAUGGCAGCCUCCUCAUGUGGUUUUAGAAACAACAAUGGGAGAAAUAGUUAUUGAAUUAUAUUGGAAACAUGCUCCAAAUACUUGUAGAAAUUUUGCAGAACUUGCAAAGAGAGGCUAUUAUAAUGGAGUAAAAUUUCAUAGGAUCAUUCCUGAUUUUAUGAUUCAAGGUGGUGAUCCAACUGGCACAGGUAGGGGAGGAACAUCUAUUUAUGGUAAAUAUUUUGAUGAUGAAAUUCAUCCAGAUUUAAAGCAUACAGGUGCAGGAGUUAUAUCAAUGGCAAAUGCAGGUCCAAACACAAAUGGAAGCCAAUUUUUUAUCACGCUGGCACCAACACAAUGGCUUGACGGAAAGCAUGCGAUAUUCGGAAGAGUUUCUAAUGGAAUGCAGGUUGUUCAAAGAAUGGGAAUGAUUGCAACUGAUAGUAGUGAUCGUCCUUUAGAAGAUGUUAAAAUUACUAGAGCUGUUAUAAGGUCAAAAUAACUGUUUUCAAAUAAAAUUAUUUCUUUAUUUAUAUCUAACAAUAUAAAUAAAGAUUCCAUACUAGAAAAUGAGUAAGAAUUAAGCUUUAUAAACAUUUAUACAACAGAAACAAUUCAAUAGUUGUGCCUUUAUUGGAAAUUAUAGUUUAAUUUUUUAUUAUUAUUAGCUAAUAAAUUCAUAUCUUGAUAUAUUUCAAGGGUUGCACUGCAUAGCACCAAAAUUGCCACAUGGCAAUAUUUUUAUUAAAGUGGCUAUAAAAUCCUAGUCCACUUGUUUCACAUUUAGCAUCAGAUUGAAUCACAAAUCACACUUCAGGAAAAACAGCAAAAUAUCGAGUUCCAUACAAUGGGAGUCUCGUGCACCCACAUUAGCAAUUUCAUGAUGUCACGUGGCAAGUUUGUGAAGAAAGGUAGGAAGUGACGUCAAGAACUGAAGGCAGUUUUGUGCAAUGCCACCCAGCAUUUCCAGAUUGGAAUUUUUUUAUGGACAGAAAUUUUGGGGAAUUUUUUGGGAUGACUCUUUCACUUUUUUUUUUUUUCGGUAGACUAAAACAGAAAUUUUGACAUGGCAGAACCUGUGAAAUACUGUUUAAACCUUGUGAUCAAAUGUGUUAUUAGGAGUUAUUCAUUAAAAAGUUAUUCAAAAAUGAAUCCUAUUGCUAACAAGGGGAUGGUCAGAUGUUCGGGUCUUCGAUUCAAAUGAAACUUGGUGAGCAUACAGCCAAAUAAUAGGACCCACUUCUCAAGCAUUUACAAAAAUUAGGCCUUUGAAAAUUUAGUGUUUAGCUUAUAAGUCUGAAGUUUCAUGUCCCAGAGUGGCAAUAGCCAGGUGAAUAAGAUGCUAAGUGCUGGAGCUAGAUGAUAUAGUUUCGAACCAUGGUGUAAGAAUACAGGUGAUACCACCCCUAUUGUUUUACUGGCUAAAGCUUGUUAAUCUUAUCAUGAAUUCCAUUUUGUAUCAUUUGCCAUUUACUAAUGCCUUGUUUGACAAUGUUUUUAAGAAAUUCUUACAAAAUUAUGUCAUUUAAAAUGAUGUGUGCAUAAUUGCAAAGGCAAUUAUUACCCAAAGAAAUAAAUAGUAAAUGUAUUUUGGCACUAAAAGAUUUGUAAUUGAUUAAAAAAUGGAAACGAGCAAUACUGCAUGCAGAUCAACAACACUGAAUGCUACGAUUCUUGUGAAAAACGUUUUGAUCUGCAUCAAAUUCUUUGUCCUUGGAGAGUAUAUAAAGAUGGAAAAGAAAUCAUCAAUGUUCCUUAUAAAAUUGACAUACUAAGAAUACAGUGCUCAGUUUGUUUUCAAAUUGUCCAUCAUACCUUUCUAAACGGAGCAAAGCACUUAGAAAAAGAUUUAAUUACCUUUGUGUAGUUUAUAAAAUAACCAGUCAGUAAUCUAAAACACUUCUACAGUCGACCCCCCUAUAAGAUAUAGAUACGUUCCAAUUUAUUAGGAAUCCGAUUUCUUACAAGUCGUUCCAAUCACAGCUCGACACGUGUCAAGUUUACAGAC
Messenger RNA from Centruroides sculpturatus (bark scorpion), 2105 nucleotides. It is a transcript of the gene Cypl, whose product is annotated as peptidyl-prolyl cis-trans isomerase-like 1. Gene Ontology annotation, molecular function: peptidyl-prolyl cis-trans isomerase activity. The transcript is spliced from 5 exons. Lineage: Eukaryota; Metazoa; Arthropoda; Arachnida; Scorpiones; Buthidae. Gene Ontology annotation, biological process: protein folding; protein peptidyl-prolyl isomerization. Bases 96 to 599 code for a protein of 167 amino acids. The record is from RefSeq and is a predicted model, not a curated record. Gene Ontology annotation, cellular component: catalytic step 2 spliceosome.